UUUUAGUUCUUCCUCUUAUACCGAAAAUUGGGUUUACUCUUUAUACCUAGCCCUUUUAAUUGGUUUUUUUUGGUCUCUUGACAUGUUUGAUGGAAAUUCAAAAUUUUUGAAAUUUAGGGUUCUAUAAUUGUCUUUGUUUGAAGGAAAGGUUUUCAUUCUAGUCAGUGAUUAUGUUUUAAUGUGCAUUUUGAAAUUAGUUGAGAAUUAGGGUUUUGUAAUUAUCUUUUUUUGAAUAAAGUGCUUACAUAAUUACAUUUUACUGAAUAAUUAUGUGUAUUUGGUUGUAAUUAUAUGCAGUUUAUGGAAUCAUGGUUAGAAAAUUGUCUAUAAGCAUGUUUUUGAGUUAACUAUUACUAUUACUGCAGCUUUGUUCUUGAAACAGUUUGUGGACGAGAAAGUUCAGUGGAUGCAUAUAGAUAUGGAUGGUCCAGUUUGGAAUGAAAAGAAACGUUCAGUAACAGGAUUUGGUGUAUCAACGUUGGUGGACUAGGUUCUUAAAAACUCGUCAUAGCUACCCAUUCUGGUUUUACAAUGAAAGUUUAAAGUGAAAAGAAACAUUGAUAAUCUUUUUUUUUUUUUACUGUUAGGGUAAUUACAGACAUUGAAUUCCUUUUGAUUGGCUCUGAUUGUUUGUAGGUUGAUUGCUGUCUUGGAUCCAAGUAGGAGUUGGGGCUACUCUCUAGCUGCAAAUCAGCCAUUAAUUAAAAAAUGCAGGUGGUAUUUGAUCUUAUACUUUCAUGAUUUGCUGUCAUGAAUUCAACUCGUUUUGAUGCUAGGCUCCAAAACUUGAGUAUCUAGUGGAGUCCCUUUCUGAUUCUACCAUAUUCAUGGCUUAUUAUACCGUUGCUCAUUUCUGCAAUAUGGAGACAUGUAUGCAUCUCAUACCGGUUCCAUAAAGCCAGAACAACUUAGUGAUGAGGUAUGGGAUUAUUUAUUUUGUGGUAGUUCAUAUCCUCAGUCUUUAGAUAUCAAUCCGAAUGUGAUUAACCAGAUGAAGCAGGAAUUUGAAUACUGGUAUCCUUUUGAUCUUCGGGUGUCUGGCAAGGGCCUUAUUCAGAACCACUUGACAUUUAGCAUUUAUAAUCACACUACAAUUAUGGACAAACGCCACUGGCCCCGUGGGUUCAGAUGUAAUGGACACAUUUUGUUGAAUGCUGAGAAGAUGUCCAAGUCCACUGGGAACUUCAGGACUUUACGAGAAGCUAUUAAAGAAUUCUCUGCUGAUACAACACGUUCUGCCCUGGCUGAUGCUGGUGAUGAUGUAGAUGAUGCAAAUUUCGUGUUUGAAACUGCAAAUGCAGCAAUUCUCCGUCUCACAAAAGAGAUUUCAUGGAUGGAAGAAGUUCUUGCUGCAGAUUCUGUUCUGAGAGCGGGUGAGCCAUCUACAUAUGCUGAUCGGGUGUUUGAAAAUGAAAUCAAUUUAGCGAUAAACCUGACUGAGCAAAGCUACCAGAACUACAUGUUCCGAGAAGCUCUAAAAACGUGAUUUUAUGACUUGCAAGCUGCUAGGGAUGAAUAUAGGUUCUCUUGUGGGGCUGGUGGCAUGAACAGGGCUUUGGUGCAACACAAAUUUUUGAAUAUUCGUUAACUUUUAGCUUUUGAAUCCCCUUUCUUUACCAUAUAAUUUUUGAAUAUCGAAUAUCAUAGAUUUGAUUUUGAACAUAUAUGUAAUUACUUUUACAAGGUUUAUUAAAGUAACAUAUACAGGAAGUGCAAUUUUUUGACAUUACUAGUUCUUGGUUGUAUUAAAACUAUUUAAAUACUUUGACUCUUUAUUUAUUAUUAUAUUUAAAGUUUUUUAAACACAUAAAAGCAUCUUAAAAAGUGACCAUGCAAAUUGUGUUUAUUAGGCGUGUAAACGUAUUUUGGACAUUCUUAAGCGUCGGAAAAACAACUGAACCAACUUGGGAUGGUUCUAAAAUGACUCAUACAAGAAACAGGGAUGCAGAACAAAGCAAUUCAACAGCAGAAGAGGAAGACACAGAACUCAAAACAACAGCACAACAGAGUCUGACGAGAACUGGCAACCAGCUGACCUUGCAGACCUUGCCCAGAUCAACCAAGGAUUCAGAAGUUGUGGAAGGUAAUAUUGAAAUCUUGGCACAUGGACCUUCGUACCUUGGCCCAAGAACAUUAUUGUACAUCGCAGACAGCCCACGAAAAUCAGUGGUGAAGGUCGCCCAGUCAGCAGAUAGUCCAAAACAGAACAGAACAAAACUGUUGGCAUCCAUUGACCAGCAGACCUAGCGAGCCCUGACCAGAGCGUAUCUUCUGACCUAUUGGACCACCAAGGGUAGAAAUGGAAUCUUUGCACUAGAAGCUUCCUGCCAGGACUCAUAGUGGCCAUCAUCAAUCAUUGGUAGAGCACAAGAUGAUGGGUGAAAGGUCGCCUGGUUAACAGAUGU
This is a messenger RNA of Amaranthus tricolor (Joseph's coat), 2405 nucleotides long. RefSeq names its product leucine--tRNA ligase, cytoplasmic-like. Gene Ontology annotation, molecular function: leucine-tRNA ligase activity; ATP binding. The transcript is spliced from 2 exons. The record is from RefSeq and is a predicted model, not a curated record. Gene Ontology annotation, biological process: leucyl-tRNA aminoacylation. NCBI's taxonomy places the organism in Eukaryota, Viridiplantae, Streptophyta, Magnoliopsida, Caryophyllales, Amaranthaceae. Bases 869 to 1486 code for a protein of 205 amino acids.